This is a messenger RNA of Adineta steineri, 1494 nucleotides long. Lineage: Eukaryota; Metazoa; Rotifera; Eurotatoria; Adinetida; Adinetidae. The record is from the annotation of a GenBank genome assembly.
AUGGCAAAAUCACGUGCCGAAGAAACUGAAAUGCUUCAAUCAACAACGUUGUCGACUAGAGUGGUUCCAAUUGCUUAUGAAAAACCGGCGAAAAAUCCGAUUUUCUUUCCAGCGCUUUUAAUUGGUCUUCAAGCAGUUUUUAUCAUUCUAUUAGGUUUACAUGCUGAGUAUGGUCAUGAACCAAUUGGAAAUCAUAUAACAUUACCAAAACAUUCGGUUAUAAGUUUUCCAAAUGGGACUCAUGUUCGUAUUCACGACGAAGCAGAAACACCACAUCGAGGCAUUGCUGAUUUCUAUUCAAUGUUUCAAGAUAUUCAUAUUAUGAUAUUUAUCGGUUUUGGAUUUUUGAUGACAUUUCUUAGAAAAUAUGGAUUCAGUGCAGUUGGUUAUAAUUUUCUUGUUGCUGCAUUUGUUCUCGAAUGGGCAUUAAUUGUUCGUGGUUAUAUGUUUGAUUAUGAACCAGCAACAAAAUCAUUUCCUAUUGAUAUUGAACGAAUUAUAGUUGCUGAUUUUGUUGCGGCAGCUAUACUUAUUUCAUUUGGUGCUGUGUUAGGAAAAACAAAUCCAACACAAUUAAUUGUAAUGGCUUUUAUUGAAGUUUUACUUCAAUCAGCUAAUGAAUAUAUUGGCCUUAAACGUUUCUGUGCUUUUGAUAUUGGUGAAUCAAUGUUCGUUCAUGUGUUUGGUGCCUAUUUUGGUCUUGCAGUAGCUUUUAUGCUUUAUGAUAAAGAAUUAACAAGUGUAGAAGCCGAACAAAGAGAAAAAUCAGUUUAUCAUUCAGAUCUUUUUGCUAUGGUUGGUACUAUUUUUCUCUUUUGCUUUUGGCCAUCAUUCAAUGCCGGUGUAGCAGCAGCAGGCGAUUCACGUCUUCGAGCUGUUGUCAAUACUUAUAUUAGCAUUGCAUCCAGUGUUUUACUUACUUAUAUAUGUUCGUGUUUAUUUAGUAAGGAGAAAAAAUUUGAUAUGGUUCAUAUUCAAAAUGCAACAUUAGCCGGUGGUGUUGCUGUUGGAACAGUUGCUGAUAAAAUUAUUCGCCCAUUUGGCGCUAUGAUUAUUGGUUCAGUAGCUGGUGCAUUAUCAACAAUUGGUUUUCGAUUUAUUAAAUCUACUCUUCAGAAAUUUAAAGUUCAUGAUACAUGCGGUGUAAACAAUCUUCAUGGUAUGCCCGGUUUACUUGCUGGUAUAUUUGGUAUUAUGUUAGCUUUUCUUCCUGCUUAUUCACUUUAUAACGAAAAUAUAAUUCCUGUAUGUUGGCAUUCAACCGAACGAUCACAUUUAAUGCAAGUUGGUUAUCAAGCUGCUGCAUUAGGUACUACACUUGUUAUUGCGAUUACUGGAGGUAUUAUAACAGGUCUCAUACUUCGCUUACCAUUAUUUAAUGAUGAACGUCCAUCAUCUUAUUACAACGAUCAUACUCAUUGGGAAACACCCGAUGAUUUUCAUGAUGCUCAUUCAACUGCUUUAAUUUCAAGUGAAACUGAACGUCAUGUAUAA